UUUAAAAAGAUAAAUAAAUAAACAAAAGAAAGAGGAAAGAAGACACGACUUAUUGCCAGUUUUAGGGGGCGAGAAUUAUCUUCAGGAUUUGAUUGUCGAUGAGCCGACGAGCUGCUGCGCGCGGUCUCCCGCCGGCGGCUCGUGGUGAGGAGCAGCCGUCAGUCUGUCAGCGCGUCGCCCGGGACGGAGCGACUCUGAGCACCGGAGGACCGCGGCUAUCCGUGAGUGACAGCUCUUGCUUCUUUGACUUUGCUUUCAGGACUCGAACCCGUUUUACCCUGGUGUGUGUUUUUUUGCAGAUGAUGGGCUUUACCCACACAACAUUACAGGCUAUGUGCUAAAUAUCCUGUGACAACACGGACCCUCUGCAAUCCUUCCAAAAAGAAAGAAACAAGUCUGCAGGGAUGGACAGGGCACGAGACAUAAUGGCAUUGAUCUGCCUGUUAUUUCUCAAACUACCAAAGUAUGAGAUGGCUAGUGGAAAAGUCUUAGAGGAAACUUAUCACAAGUGGGUCCAGUAUAAAGAAGACUGUGUCAAAAUGAUAGUAAAUGAGCCGCCGCCUCAAGCGGAUGUGUUCUGUAACAGGACAUUUGACAAAUACGCCUGCUGGCCAGAUACUCCUGCCGGCUCUGUGGUCAACAUCUCAUGUCCUUUCUACUUGCCCUGGUUUGACAAAGUGUCCCAGGGAGUUGUGCUUCGGCGGUGUGGCUCUGACGGCAUCUGGGAGAGAGAAGACAGCGGGCAGGUGUGGAGGGACAUGACCCAGUGCGAGGAGGAAAAAGAGAUCACAUCUCACGAGCUGUGGUUCAAACAAUUGAUGGUGAGCUUCAGGAUGUUGUACACUGUCGGCUAUUCCUUGUCCCUCUUCACGCUCAUUACGGCUCUCAUCAUUCUUCUGAGCUUUAGGAAACUGUAUUGCUUCAGGAACUUCAUCCAUGCUAACCUUUUCCUUUCCUUCAUCCUGCGAGCCGUGUCUGUCAUUGUUAAGGACACCAUGCUAGAACGCCACUGGGGACGAGAAAUCGUGAAACAGACCGAUGUGAGUGAGAUGCUCAGUCACCAGGCUGCUAUUGGCUGCCGGAUAGCACAGGUGAUGAUGCAGUACUGUGUCCUGGCCAAUCACUAUUGGUUCUUUGGAGAGGCAAUUUAUUUGUACUCUGUGCUUAUAGCCUCAGUGUUUAUUGACAACAACAAAUGCUUGCCUUACAUCUGUCUUGGCUGGGGAACACCACUUCUAUUUGUGGUUCCCUGGGUAGUGAUGAAGCUAUUGAAGGAAAACAAAGAGUGCUGGGCUUUAAAUGAGAACAUGAACUACUGGUGGAUAAUUCGCUUCCCAAUUCUUUUUGCAUCACUAAUCAACUUUCUGAUUUUCAUUAAGAUCCUCAAGGUCAUUCUUUCCAAAUUACGAGCCAGCAACCAGACCGAAUACCCUGAUUACAAACUUCGGCUUGCCAAGGCAACGCUUACCCUCAUUCCUCUGUUUGGGGUUCAUGAGGUCAUAUUCAUCUUUGCUACAGACGAGCAGACGACAGGCGUUCUGCGCUACACCAAAGUUUUCUUCACUCUUUUUCUCAAUUCAUUUCAGGGCUUUCUGGUGGCUGUGCUCUACUGCUAUGCCAAUAAAGAGGUGAGGGCAGAGCUGAAGAGGAAGUUACGCAGCUGGAUGAUGGAGGCAGAGCUUGUAUGUUGCGGACGGUGACUAGCCGUGCUCGACUCUCGAGUAGACACUUUUUCCAUCACCACAGUGCCAGAGCGCAACAGAACCUCCCCCAUAAUGAUGAGGGCGAGGCCUGACGGUUCGCCCACUCCUGAGAGUUCACUGAUUUUCCGGCAUCAAACUCAACCGACAUCACCACAACCUGAUGCAUCAUUGCUGCACUGUCCAUCAGUGGCACACAGAGAAAACACCCUGCAUCGCGGGGAUCAGGAUGAGACUGGAAAGUCGUCUGCAGCGAUGCAGGUGUCCUUCCUCAUUCAUCUUCAAGACCCUGUAGAGCUACUCCCGAAUGUUGUCGAUAUAGAUUCAGGCUGAACACACCGUGCAUUUUCAGAUCAUAUGUGGUCUAUUGUGAAUAUGUAAAAGUGUGAUUAAGUAAUUGUUAUAAAGAAAUUGUGAACGUCUGAUUGUUAUCGCCUGAGCCAUCUUCAAGUAAAUAAUGCAAAUAGGGUGUUA
Messenger RNA from Scophthalmus maximus (turbot), 2174 nucleotides. RefSeq names its product glucagon receptor-like. Gene Ontology annotation, biological process: cell surface receptor signaling pathway; adenylate cyclase-modulating G protein-coupled receptor signaling pathway. Bases 405 to 1700 code for a protein of 431 amino acids. The transcript is spliced from 14 exons. The record is from RefSeq and is a predicted model, not a curated record. Gene Ontology annotation, cellular component: plasma membrane. NCBI's taxonomy places the organism in Eukaryota, Metazoa, Chordata, Actinopteri, Pleuronectiformes, Scophthalmidae. Gene Ontology annotation, molecular function: peptide hormone binding; glucagon receptor activity.